Molecule: messenger RNA, 1051 nt
Organism: Coffea eugenioides
Lineage: Eukaryota; Viridiplantae; Streptophyta; Magnoliopsida; Gentianales; Rubiaceae
Product: malonyl-coenzyme A:anthocyanin 3-O-glucoside-6''-O-malonyltransferase-like
Exons: 2
Coding region: 1-999 (332 amino acids)
Source: RefSeq, a predicted model, not a curated record
AUGGGAAACAUACGGGGCCUUUGUGCAAUUGACACACUUUACCAAGGUGGUAGCUCAUACUGUGGAAUGUCUAUUGGAAUCUCAAAUCACCACACUGUCGGAGAUGCCGGCAGCAUUUUCGGAUUUAUGAAGACGUGGGCAGCUUUAUGCUCCAUAUUUCUUGAAGACAAUAUCGACAGAGAUGAUGUUGCGGCAACUCUAGCAAGUGAUUCUCCACCAUGUUACGAUAGGACUAUGAUCAAUGACACAAAGGGACUUGGCUCAAUUUUUUGGGACCAAGGGGUCCUCCUCAUAAAGCUUUUUCAAAAUGAGAGUUCUACUGAUACUACAGCAAAACCUAUGACCAAAAAAGUUCGCAGAUCUUUUGUUAUUAGCAGAAACAAUAUUGAAAAACUCAAGAGCUUAGCCCUGCAAAAACGGCCACAAUUAGUUCAUUUAUCAUCAUUUACGGUAAUUUGUGCCCAUGUUUGGACUUGCUUGGUAAAAUGUCGUGGUCCAAGUGGAGAAUAUGUGGAUGAUGAAGAGGUGGAAUACUUUUGUUGGACGGCUGAUUGUCGACGACGUAUGGAUCCACCUUUGCCUUCCAACUAUUUUGGCAAUUGCCAAACACUUGUUAGGACAAAUGAAAAAAAUGGAAAGUUAAUUGAAGAAGAAGGAUUUCCAAUUGAAGUUGAGUUAAUCGGGGAGGGCAUUCAUCAGAGAUUGAAGAACAAUGAUUCACUCUUCGAUGAUGCUGACAAGUGGUUGCCGGAUACUGCGGGUAUAAAUAUGGACAGGCUUGUUUCCGUGGCUGGCUCACCAAGGUAUAACUAUUACAAUCUGGAUUUUGGAUGGGGAAAGCCUAAAAAGUUUGAGUUCAUUUCGAUUGAAACUUCAGGGGCCAUUUCUCUUAGUGGGAGUAGAGAAUCAGAUGGAGACAUUGAGGUUGGUUUAUCCCUUUCCAAGCCAAGAAUGGAUGCUUUUACGGUUAUUUUUAACGACCGGCUUAAUUCUCUGUAAAAUUCUACGGUAAAAGUCAAUUUUGGGACGCUUGUAUGUCGUUUCUGGUUUU